AUGCGCACCCGACAGUCAUAUCAAGUUAAACCAUCUCCGGAAAGCCCUCCCCCUUCUCCUUCCAUAACCUCUUAUGAGGGAUUUCUAGAGGGAGAUAUUUCCGGGUGGCCAUGCUCAGAGGAGUCUAAAUUUGGGCCAAGACCGAGUAGCUCUCCUAUAUCGGAGUCGCGCUAUAUUGUAUUCAAUCCCACAGGAAGCAACAUUUCCAUAACGGAGCUAGAACGACGACAUCCACCGGGCCAUAUCGAUAUUCCACAUGGACCUCAAAUGCGCUCUCAAAUACUGCCAAGUCUUAUAGAUCGAGUCUGCCAUCCCAUUUGUCAAAAAGUCCUGAAGCCUCCGGAGAACAAACCUCUAGCUCACAGAUCUUGGAGCUCUGCACAACAAAUUUGUACGUCUGGAUUUCGUCAUUGUGAGGGAACCCAAAAGAGGAGAGGGGGUAUUGGGAAACGUUCUGAUCAAAAUAAUGACAACUCUGAUGAUAGCGACGACGGUAGGAGACGAAAGAAAAGUUUGGGGGGGUUGAAACACCACGAGGGGAUUAUAAAGAGGUUAAAAUGCCCAUAUUACCAGAGAAAUUCUAUUAAGCACACACGGAAUGCUUGCAGGGGUGCCGGGUUUACAGACAUGGCGAAACUGAAAUCAUCUAAAGCGGUAAACAUGGCCUCAAACACUGCUUGCUACAAACACCUACUUGACGACCCCAUUUGCCGGAUAGAACCGUCUCCAAAUCUGGACGAUGACCGCAUUUGUUGCAGGAGUUACAGUAUAUCACCUUCAAUUGGACUCCAUUUUCGCAAUAUCAGAGUGUGGAUGAAAAGUAGAAAACCCUCUUCCAGAUGCUAUUCCCUAAUGAAGGGCAUGUUUUAUCUCCCUGAGCCUGGUUUGAGCGAGAACUUCGAUCAGCUUCUAGCGAAAGCCCUGGAAGAAGAGCUUCCAGCCAUCUCAAGAAUUCGGGAACGACUUGUGGACAUCAUACAACAGUGCAAGAAGAAAGCAUUGGAAAUGCCAAGCCAACAAAUUAUAUCACAUCUUUCAAAUUCAUCGGGGAGUUUGAAUUGCCGUAGGUUCAAUAUCCAUCAGAAAAAUUCCAUAUUCAAAUGGCGACCACUUCCAGGUAGCGCCGCCGUCAUCGACAUUCCAUCAAGAACAACCAAAACUCGAAGGAGGAUCUUCACCGACACUAGCUGGAUGAUGGUCAGAGAUCACUACGAAAUGAAUGAGCUUGACGCCCAGAGAUGGGAUAAUCCAGAGCACUCGUGGGAGCUGAGUGUAGAAGACUUCCAAAGAGGCAAGGAUUUCCAUGACCCUUCUAGAAAACUUUACCAGAUGAUUCCUUCGGCCAGUAGCUUCAUCGAGAUUAGACCCAGUCCCAAUAUACUGAGUAUUAUACUCAUUCAUAUGGACCGAGAAGUAUGGGCAUUGACCCCUGAAAGAAACCCUGAAUUCAUUUGCCCCUACUCCCUAGAGCGGAAAUUCCACAGCACAAGGCCUUCCGCAAUAGGCUGUCAAGUUCCGUUCAGUUCCAUGCCGUUACCUGUAAAAAACACAAACUCGUACGCACGCAAAUGGACAAACAGUACAACACACUCCCAAAUCAAGCCCUCGCUGCUCACUCACUCGCUCCGCGAGCUCCUUGGCAUCAUGCACCUGAUCGACAUACUCUUUAUCAGGGUGCUAACCCUGCAGAAUCUAAAUCCACCCCCCACAAAAACAUUCAUUAUGCACAUGUAUAUACUUCCUCAAACCGAUGAUUCUCCUCACGUGCUUAUCUAUCAAUUCUACCCUACAUCUCCCUUCUGCGCUUCAUGCUCCUGCCUGAAGUGCUCUCAAAGAUUGUGCAUCGAUACAACAUUAUACCAACAUCAUAAUCAAAACUUCUGUAGCGCGAGGAAAUCCACACGGGUGUUCGUUGAUUUUGUUUCCCUGAAAGCUAAGAGCAGGGACAAGGUUACCCAGCUUGGGAUCCGCUACUCGCAGAGCUUAGUGAACUCUACUUCCGUUGAGAGCUCCCGAAAAUCACACUCCCUACUCCACCGAUCCAUCUGGCACGCAAACACUUCCUGCAUUACAAGCACAAUACGAGUUUCCCAGCAUCGUCGACAUCAAAGAUCAGAAUUGAGGAGAAAUGAGUUGAUUCUCUGGGGAGGUGCUCGAGCUAGCUUAAUGUACCCCUCAGGACCAGGUCCUAAGAUUGGGUCGCAUUCUGAACCGCAGGGAGUAAAAUUUGGAUGCCUUCGAAAUCAGAGUGGUAUUAACAUUGAAGUUGUUCAUACUCAAAGUCUACCUAGUUAUUGGUUAGUGACCCAUGCGACCACAACGAACGGCACCCCCUGCCUGCCGUCUGGCCAAUUUCGGAUUCGGGCCCGCCUCUAUCUCGUGGCCUCAAUCCUAGAUGAUUCAAAUUACUACCUACAAUUCCUAAGGUUUCGCUUCUGGACCUCAAUGGCUCCGACCCGCGACGAGUUCAUUGCUCAAGGCGAAGGCAAGAUAAGGCUCAAUCGCUCAGCUAUUAAUCGCGGGACGCAUUGGUCAGCGAGGAAUGAGAUGGAGAUGGCAUGUCCAAAUGCUCCACAUGUUUCCACGGUGCAAUGUUCGGCCUUUGAAGCCCCCCCUCCAGGCAUCGCCAUGCAAUCCCCAUGA
Lindgomyces ingoldianus is the source of this 2643-nucleotide messenger RNA. RefSeq lists its product as uncharacterized. The transcript has 24 exons. Bases 1 to 2643 code for a protein of 880 amino acids. The record is from RefSeq and is a predicted model, not a curated record. NCBI's taxonomy places the organism in Eukaryota, Fungi, Ascomycota, Dothideomycetes, Pleosporales, Lindgomycetaceae.